This is a messenger RNA of Oryza sativa Japonica Group (Japanese rice), 3225 nucleotides long. RefSeq lists its product as uncharacterized. Gene Ontology annotation, biological process: transcription by RNA polymerase I. Gene Ontology annotation, molecular function: RNA polymerase I core promoter sequence-specific DNA binding. The record is from RefSeq and is a predicted model, not a curated record. NCBI's taxonomy places the organism in Eukaryota, Viridiplantae, Streptophyta, Magnoliopsida, Poales, Poaceae. Gene Ontology annotation, cellular component: fibrillar center.
GUUUAGGGACCGGGAUGAGACAACUGAACAAAUUGUAGGACCUAAACGAGUGAUUUGCAAGUUUAGGGACCAGAAUAACAUAAUCGAAUAAGUUUGAGGAACUGAACGGUUGAUUUGCGAGUUUAGGGACCAGGAUGACACAACGGUACAAGCUUAGGGACCGGUGAUGGACUUUACUUUUUUUUUUUUAUUUAUUAACGAUAUUGUAGAGUUGGCGGCGAUCGACCGAGGCACCGCCCAAAACCUUCCCCAUCUUCCUCCCGCGCCGCCGUCGCCGCCGCUUCCUCCCCAACUCCCCACAGAAGACCUCCCGGACUCACUCGCCUGCAUCCCUUCGAAGCGCUGCGCGCGCGCGGCCGUGUCCGCCGGCGCCGCCGGCAAUGAACCUCUCGGACGACUGGCGCUUCCUCUUCCCCGUCUCCUCCGUCUUCGCGCCGCCGUCCCUCGCCACGUCCUCCGCCGCCGCCGCAUCAUACGGGCCCCUCCUCUUCUCCCCGCUCCCGCCGCACGCCACGCUCCUCGCCCUCCCUUCCCCCUUCCAGCCGCCGCACCCCUCCCGGCGCGGCCUCCGCCACCUCCUCCGCCACUUCGUCCGCUCCACCUCCUUCCUCCCCUUCGCCGACCUCGACCCCCUCUCGGGGGCGCUGCUCACCGCGCCGUCCCCGCCCUUCCCGGCGCCCUCCAACCUGCUCGCCGUCCUCCGCGCCCCCUCCUCCUCGCGGUCCCUCGUCGUCUUCUUCCCUUCCGGCGAGAACGCGGAGCAGGUCUCCUACGUUACCCUCGACCCCGUCGCCGACCCCACCACGCCGCUCUCCCACUCCGUGCAGAGCGAUGGGUUCAUGCACCCCAGGCACCGCAUCCAGCAGCUUGCCACCACGGCGUCCUGGUCCUCGUGGCCGUCGCGGUCACGCGACAGCUCUAUCGAGGGGUUUCUUCUUGCUGCGACGUUGUACUCGGUGAAUUGGUUCAAGGUUGAGUCGCGGGGUUCUGGCUCCCCCGCGCUCGUGCCCGCGGCCAAGCAGGCGUUCGACGCUGCUGUUGUGCACGCGUGCUGGAGCAAGCAUUUGCAGUCGGAGUGUGUAGUGCUGCUGGAAAAUGGGCAGCUGUGCUGGUUCGAUCUGGAUACACGGCGUGGAGGCAAGAUGAAGGUUGGUUUUGGCAGCAAGGAUGACCUGGGGGACUGGCUAAGCUGCGAGUACGGGGCGCAACCGUGGACAGUGAUCGUUGCGAGCACGGCGGCCAUCCUUUUGGUUGAUAUGAGAUUUGGGGAUCAUGGUGAAUACAAGGUUUUAGCAAGAGUUGGGAUGGAAGGGUUGUUUGAAACUGAUCCUUUUGUCAAGACUCAAUGUUACCUUGCAUUCUGCAAGGCUCCGUUUGAUGAUUUUCUUAUAUCGGUGGUGACAGAGCGUCACCUGAUGGUCUUUGAUAUCAGACGGCCUUUGAUACCCGUGUUGGCUUGGCAGCAUGGGCUUGAUAACCCAAAUCAUAUUGCUAUGUUUCGAUUAUCUGAACUGAGGCCUUCUAAGGAGCAUGAGUGGGCAUCAAAUUCAGGCUUUGCCAUUCUGGUUGGUUCACUAUGGAGCACUGAAUUUAAUCUAUUCUUUUGUGGCCCUAAGGAGCAAGACGCUACAGAAAAUGCUCCCCUAUAUGCUUGGGAUCUUCCAUCACGGAUUUCUUUGAUAGGUCAGCACUGCAGCUGCAGCAUUGGACUUAUGGAAGAGGUGUUCAAGGGGGUCGUUCCAGGACAUGGCUCUGCAUCUCAACUAAUUAGGAACUACAUCAUUGGUUACCACGUGCUUCCGAACACAAUGUUGGAGUCAUCAUUCACUGGCUUUGCUUUGAUCCGUUUAACAUCAUCGGGGAAGUUAGAGAUGCAAAGGUUCCGUGCCUCUGGAGAUUUACAUGAUGAUGCCAUUUGUGAUGAAUCACAACAUAAGUCUGUGGGUUCUAGCUCAUCCAUUUCUCUUGACACUCACGGAGAAAAUUUUUCUGAAAGAUAUGAGUUUCUGAAGUUGCAUUACCUAUCUAAAUUUCUGAAGGGCAAUCUGCGCAGCUCAUUGGAGAAUCAUGAUUCUGAUGUCAACAAACGUUCCCGCCAUAUUAUUAUUAGUGAAGAUGUAUCAGUAUUUGCAAAGGAUAACUCUGCGUCUUGUUCUCAGUCAGUUUCAGAUUUCCUAUGCAAUGCUAGUGCGCCCAUGAACAUUUUCGAAAUUGCAUGUCAAAGCAUAUUGAGCAGACUAUCUUCAGAUAUCCUUCUUGUUGCCUUCUCCAAAUACAAGGACAUGCUUGCAAGCACCAAUAAAAAGCGCAUAUAUGAAUAUCUGGAAGUUCCUGCAUGUUUCCCAAAUAGUAAUAAACUUCGGCCUUACCUGUUGGCAAAAUCUUCAAGCAUUAGUUGGAAUCUGACGAGCAAAGCAAAAUCUGGAAAUUCUCUUGUUGGUCCAGUACUCCCCAUACCUGUUCUGCUCGCGAUGGAAGAUAGCAACAAGGGUAUAGACAGCCCUUCUCGGGAAGAUUCCAGCUCAGUAAGCCAUCGGUGCAGAGAAGUUAUUGAAGCCUUUGUUCCUGAAAUAUCAAUUGCUAAUACAGAUAACUGUAAUGGAUGGUCUGCUUCACAAGAGGUGAAAGAUGAUAAACCAUAUUUUGUUUAUGAGCCUCAGACUGAUAGGCCCACUCUUGAUGAGGCUGCUAGAAAGAAGGAUAAACAAACACAGAAGCUAGAUGACCCUUCAUGUUUGCAUGCUCCUACAGCACCACCUAUGGAUGAAAACUUUAUGACAUUUGUUUGUGGAAGAGCUGGAAUUCCUCAUUCUGGACCUGAGCAAGCUGCAUCCAAUUUGUUUGAUUUCAGCCCAGUGAGGAUGAAAUUUGAGUCUCCAGCUAUAGACAUACAGCCUGCUGAGGAAAAAGUAUAUAAAUGCUUGAAGAAGCAAUUUUUAGCAUGGCAAAACGAUUUCAAGCCAUACCAAGACUUUUGUAACUCAUAUCAAAUACAAAAGCCACCGCAGUAGGCCUUUGCUUAUGCUGAUACUUGUAAUAUUGCAUUAGAAAGACUUGGGUUUCGGGAAAGUAUUUCUUUCCUGAUCUGGAGUAUGCCCCUAUAUUUGCAUAUUAUCAUUUUGGGUAUUUGGAUCAGGUAGGAUGAACCCACUUGACUUUUGAAUCAUUUUGUAAGCUUUAGCUAACAUCUUGCAAUGCUUUAUGGUUUCAAUUUGAAGCUAGUUC